UCGACCCGCCUGCGCCUAGCCGUGCCAGCGAAUAUCGUUGCCCCAUCGACGCCAACAUUCAGUUCGCUACCCAAGAUGGGGGCGGCGCAUCAUACGUCGUUCCAGAUACAGUAGGCCACCAGUCGGACAAUGAUGGAGCAGUUCGCUUCAGAUUGGAGGCAGCGGAAUGGGACGAUCCUCGUGGCAACGCUGAGAGGACGGCCCUUCGCGGACACCUGCGUGAUUCAACACCCACGGUUGUCGCUAAUGUACCUUGCUUCCCCGAGGCGGAUUCAAGGUCAGGCAGCUCUCCUGAAAGAGUCGCGAGUGCACCAUCGGCUAGGAUGCCGCCAAAUCCUGGAUUCUCAACUUCAAGACCUGAGGACAGGUUUAACGCCACACACGAGUCCCAUAACGUUGGCAGCGACAUCGCUUCCCAUAUGGUGGCAUCAAACCUUGGUGAUUCGGUCAAUAGUACGACUGUAGUUCCUCAGAGAAUCCGACUUGAAGCCACUGUUCCCUCGAGCUUCGUUCCAACAUCUGUCCGUAGUGUCAGCUCAGUCAUGAACGCAGCUUCAAUUACCCUCACCAACGGUCCAAGACAACAACGGACACCAUCGCUAAGCUGUCGACAGCUCCUUCAGCAGCGCUUGCAGAAAUACAAACUCGGCGCAAAAUUUGACGUCGAGUAUACGGGACCACAGCACGCUCAGUCUUGGAGUAUCACGUUCAAGAUUGGCGACUAUGAGGUUGGGCGGUCUUCAUGGCACAGCAGUAAAGAUGCGGCAAAGGAGGAAGCUGCCAGUUGUGCACUGGCUUGGAUGAACCAGUAUGCUGCCUUCAAUGAUAAACUAUUAUCAACCCUCGAAAUGGGGCCUCAGAUUG
This is a messenger RNA of Acaulospora colombiana, 864 nucleotides long. NCBI's taxonomy places the organism in Eukaryota, Fungi, Glomeromycota, Glomeromycetes, Diversisporales, Acaulosporaceae. The record is from the annotation of a GenBank genome assembly.